Molecule: messenger RNA, 728 nt
Organism: Rhipicephalus sanguineus (brown dog tick)
Lineage: Eukaryota; Metazoa; Arthropoda; Arachnida; Ixodida; Ixodidae
Exons: 5
Coding region: 1-675 (224 amino acids)
Source: RefSeq, a predicted model, not a curated record
AUGGCGGGUCGGUGGCCACCUGCGGGGUCGUCCAACGCGAGCUGCAGCAUGGCCGAGUUCGACGCCUGCAUGCGCAAGCUCAGCAGCAUUACCGAGUCCGACGAGCUCGCACUCGCAUCCACAAGGCACGAGCUGGACAUCCUGUGCAGCAAGUGGAAGGCGGGCCACCGCUGUGUGGACGAGCACAUGUCCCGCUGCUCGGACAGACUCAAGCAGAUCCUCUACAAUGAUGUGGUGCACGGCACGCGUCAGGUCAUGAAUGAGCUGUGCAGUCCGGGACGUAUGCAGAACGACUACCUACGGCUGGCUCCGUGUUUCAAGAGUCUGUUCGUGGAAGGCGGCAAGUGCUCGCAGAAAUACAAGAGCAUGAUCCAGUGGUCCAAAGCGUCCACCGACAUCACAGAAGCCGCCAACGUCGAGGAAGGUCUCCGAAGGACCUGCUGCACAUUCAACGAGUACGUGCACUGCUACUACGUGCACAUGCCGGAGCUGUGCGGUGAGGAAGGGCGCGACUUCUUCCGCACCUACACGGAGAAGAUGUCGGGGCCGCUGAUACACGAGCACUGCGCCUCCUACACGUUCGACUCGACCUGCAGCAGCCAAGCGGCGGCCGCGCCACACCGGUGGGCCGCAGCAUCGUGCCUGUCGUUCAUCGCGGCUGCCACGUUUGUUUGACGACUGAACUCGCAAGGUUCCUCAAAGAAGUGAAAAAGCGGCGAUAAAGAAAC